This is a messenger RNA of Limulus polyphemus (Atlantic horseshoe crab), 3793 nucleotides long. RefSeq names its product cyclic AMP-responsive element-binding protein 3-like protein 3. The transcript has 12 exons. The coding region runs from base 325 to 1689 and encodes 454 amino acids. Gene Ontology annotation, cellular component: nucleus. Gene Ontology annotation, molecular function: DNA-binding transcription factor activity, RNA polymerase II-specific; RNA polymerase II cis-regulatory region sequence-specific DNA binding. Lineage: Eukaryota; Metazoa; Arthropoda; Merostomata; Xiphosura; Limulidae. Gene Ontology annotation, biological process: regulation of transcription by RNA polymerase II. The record is from RefSeq and is a predicted model, not a curated record.
AAUCACGUUUUGGAAAGGAGAAACUUCAACCCAGCAGUUCAUGUUUUCAUUGGACAAAAUAGGAAUCAUGUGUUUGUGAUUAGGAAAAGUUCAGGAUGAUGGUAUAUUCGAUAUUUCUAAAGGUGUUGAAUAUUAAAAUCUGCCCACAUGCCAGUUUGUAGAAGUUGCUGUAAGCUGAUAUAAAGAACUUAAACUAAAAAUGAUAUAUUGUGAAAGUGAUACAUACAUACUCUGAACUAGUAAGCAGUGUGAAAAGUUAGUUGGACAGACAAAGCUUUUCUCCUAUUCUACUCUAAAACUGAAAUACAAUCUGAACUAUUCACGAUGUCACAGGGAGAAAGUUUGGAUAUCUUAGAAAUGCUCUUUGAUAAAAAUGAUCCAAUUUUAAAAGAAAAUACUGCUCCUUUCUUUGUGGAAGAUGAUAUUGACAUUUUCCAAGAAACCUCCACAGACUUGCAAUUGAAUCCAUGGGAUCUGGAUCCCAGUGAAUUUUUAUCUUCACUUUUAAAUAGUGAGGAACUGAAUCAAAGCAAAGGGCAUGAAACAAGAACAACCACACAGUCUUGUAGCGAUGAUGGUGCUCUUAGCGAGGAGAUGUCUCCUUCCCUUUCUCUUCCAAGUCUAUAUUAUGAAAACAAGUCAUUGAGUAGCAAUUCUUCACUCAGUGGUCUGUCAGAAACUAAUUCACCACCUCCUAUCACUUUAGAGAUGGAAAACUCGGUUGAUGACUUUCAAAUCACCCAGAGUUCUACGGAUGUUAUUAUUGAUGGAAAUCGUUCAGCGGCAAUCGAAAUAGGAGCAGACAUAAUUGUUACAACUUCAGAAGCAACACAAGAAAAUAUACAUCUGGAUACCACAAGUAAUGAUAGUAUAAAUCAGGUACAGGUGAUGGACUCCACCUGCUUUUCUAGCUCUUACUUUCAGUCGUCAUCUGAAAGCUUCAAUUCUGAGAAUCUGGAACUUACUGCUGAAGAAAAACGUUUACUGAAGAAAGAAGGUAUCACAAUACCAACUCAUCUUCCUCUUACUAAGGCUGAAGAAAGGGAUUUAAAACGAAUAAGGAGAAAAAUUCGUAAUAAGCAAUCAGCUCAAGAUAGUAGGAAGAGAAAGAAAGAGUACGUGGAUGGCUUAGAAAAAAGAGUAAAGGUAUGUACAGCACAAAAUGUGGAGCUCCAGAAGAAAGUCACUAUCUUACAAAAACAGAACAUGUCUUUGCUAAACCAACUAAAACGGCUGCAAAUGUUAGUCUCUAGCAGUUCCUCAAAACCUGCACAAACGAGCACCUGUGUCGCUGUUUUGUUGCUGUCAUUUGCUUUGCUGCUUUUUCCAAAUUUCAAACCGAGUUCUUUCGGAAAUGAAAGACAGCUCAAAGCACCAUCCUUGAAAAUGUCUCCAGGCACAGGCCAGUCACGAAGUUUGUUACAUACUGGAAAUGAAGAACAGAGCCGAUUGGCUAGAGUAAAAGAAGAAGUGAUGAUUGUAGAUGAAAUUUUUAUAAGCAAUUCCAAUAAGAAAAUGUUCUUGUCGGAGAAGACAGAGGAACGAAUAAAAACUCCAGCAGUGCCUCAGAAACCUUAUGAUGAUAUCUGGUUGACCGACUAUAACGUGACUACAAAAUUUAAUGAUUCUGGAGGGAAUAAUUUAGAAAAUGCAAAAAAGAUUGUAGUUAAAAUAGCAGAAGAUUUGUAACCAAAUUUGAUUAUUGUAGGGCACAAAAGUUUAUGUAUGGCAAGCUGUUUGGUUAUGUAAGUUCCACAUCAAGUAUGUUUUAGCAUAAUUUUUAACCAGGUAUUUUAAAAUGUAGAAUAUCUGUUUGCUAAUAUUUUUUGCUAUGAAGUUCUGACAUACUAAAAAACAAGAUAUUCCUUAUAUUUAUGGUGUUUUAAUUGUCUUUUUACUCGCCACAAUGAAACUAUAUUAAGAUAAAAUGUGAAGAAUAUGUAGCGUUGAUGUUGCUCAUUUAUUCUUCAAAUUAUUCAGUAAACAAAUUGUUUAAGAUACUAAAAAUAAAUAUAAAAGCCAUGCUAUCAUUUAGUUCACCAGGUGUCACUGAGUUAUACUGGGUUUGGGGAAUUCUACCCCUUAUUAGCAACCCUGUAUAAAUUAUUAAACAAGACUAGACUUCAAGUGGAAAAGGAAGUUUUAUAAUAAAUAUUCAAAACAUCUUUAAUACAGAUGGUAACAGAAUUUCCUUAAAUUUAUCAUCAGUGUUAAUAUCUCAAAAAAAAAGUUCGUAAUAUUUGAACUACAAAAAAUUAUAUUGGUUUUGAACGUGUUUUUGUAAUCAAUCAUAAGUUUAGAAAGAACAGUUUUAUACAGUAACAAUAUAAUGGAAUUUAUGAUAAAACGUGCAGAAUACAUGUUUAAUAAAUAAUAUUGUUUCUCUUAAGAAAAUUCUGAAACAUCCAUAUUAAGAAUGUUUUUUUGGUAUUACCAUAUAUAGAUUUUCUGUAGUGAGUAGAAGACAACUCAAAACACCAUACAUAUACAAUCCAUCCCUACAAUAGUCCUAGUCUUGAGUUUGUAUUUUUUUCCCCACUAACCCUUCUCCAGGGUUACUAGUUAGAGAUGGAUUUCCCAAAAACUGGUAAAAUCCAGUGACAAGUGGACUGAUAGAAUGGGCGCUUCAUAUUUCUUUUUUAAGACUCCCCUCCCAGUAGUUUUCAGGCUUCUAGUUUGUAAGUUUGUCAGUUCACUUCUGAGACUAGUGUGCAUUGACAGUAGAAGCAAUCAGUGACACAGAAGUUGAAGAAAAAUGUAAUAUUUUCAAUAGCAGUUAUUGAGCUUAUCUGCGUGCACUAAAUACAAUGGAUUGUUUAUGUAACACAUGAGUAAUUGGACUGAAAGCUUUAAUGGUUUAAGGAAUGUGUUAUUGUAGCUUGUAUAUAGAUGUGUAACACAAAGUGGUAUUAUUUUUUUUCUUUCCUUUAUUAAUCAGAAAUAACACGCUCCGUUGUCUUCAACAUUUGUUCUCCUACUCGCAAGUGGUAUUGACGUGUAUCACCUCAUGUUGAUUGUACUUUGCAUAAACUUAUUAUACCUAGAGUUGAAAGCACAUGAGGAUUUAUUCAUUUUAGAAAUAAAGGUGUUGGCUACACACUUAAGUCAGAACAAGCUUAUGUUGUUUAAUAGAUACACUAUUGGAUCAUAAUAACAUUUAUUUGAUAUACACUUUGCAAAUCUGUACUCAUUUUUUUUAUAGCUUCUUGCAAUUUUUUUUCUAUAUAAAGUUGAAGAGGAUAUUGACUAUCUAAUUGUUUAUUAUAAAUUAUUGUAACUGCUACAUUUUAAUUAUUAGUAUUAGAAAUGCGUGUUAGCUUCGAGAGCUGUCUCAUUCUUCACGUGCAUAGUUGAAAAGACUACUAUUUGAACAUAAGUUGUUUAAACAACAUUAUGUAAAUACUGUGACAUUUCUGUUAUUAAGCUUGUAAUGAAUUACAACAAGCAUUCCUUUUAAACAGGUAGAUCCAAAUAUUUAUUUUGGAGUAGCUAGUAUCAUGAAUUCCUGUUAACUGUAAAAAUAAUGGAUUUUGAUUUUAAUGAAUGUUGAGAAGCUGUGUGUUCAGUUUCUUGUAACGUAAAUGUAGACGUUUUGUUUUAAUUUAUCGUUUCCACAGUAAAAUAAUGUAAUUGGGUAAUGGUCGAAAGAAGCAUCUAUUAACUAAUGUUCAUUAGUUUCAAUAUUAUUAUUUUAUGGAAAUUACUUGUAAAAAAAAUCAACAUUUUUCAUAUAAUGGUUUCGUUUUCUUUAUGUAUAAGCUGUUGUUUCAACAAUAAAGCUUCUAGCAGUGUA